Penicillium salamii is the source of this 948-nucleotide messenger RNA. The record is from the annotation of a GenBank genome assembly. Lineage: Eukaryota; Fungi; Ascomycota; Eurotiomycetes; Eurotiales; Aspergillaceae.
AUGGCCGACCUGGGCACAUACACCAAGCCUCUGGCCUACCUAGGCCUCUUCAGUCUAGCCAGCACCGCCCUAAGCUUCACCCGCCAAGCAACAAAUUACCUACGCCCCAGCACUCUCGUGACAACCUACAAUCCAACACACACCAACUGGGCCCUCGUGACAGGCGCCACAGACGGGAUAGGCUUCGGCUUUGCGCAAGAGCUCUGCGCACACGGGUUCAAUGUCAUAUUACACGGUCGCAAUGCGGAGAAACUCCAGCGCCGACAGCGCGAACUCCAAGCCGAGUUCCCGAACGCGAAGCUGGGGCUCGUUGUGCGCGAUGCGCAGAAUAUAACGGGUGAUAUUGAUGGCGUGGCAGAUGAAGUGCGCGCAAUUGUUGGUGCAGACACACUCACAGUGCUGGUUAAUAAUGUUGGCGGUGAGACGAGGCCUUCUACGCUGUUGAAAGAGUAUACUUUUGAGGAGGUGCAGGCGACUGUGGCGCGCAAUGCGACGUUCACUAUUCAAAUCACUCGUGUGCUUGCUGGAAUGUUGGAGGAGAAUGCACCCGGCUUAGUGCUGAAUGUUUCUUCAGUUGCGGCGUUUGGUUUACCGUAUAUCACUACUUAUGGUGCGACAAAGGGGUUCGUGGACUCAUUUACCAGGUCACUGCGCGCGGAGUUUGGGGCCGAGGGGAAGGCGGUUGAGGUGAUGGGAUUGAGGGUUGCGGAGGUGCGCACGGCGGGCUAUGAUGUGAAGAGUACUUUGUUUGUUCCUGAGGCGAGGGUGUUGGCGGGAGCCAGUUUGGAUCGGGUUGGGUGUGGACAGGAGAUUGUGUGGGCUUAUUUCCCACAUUGGUUGCAGGGCUUGUCGUUUGAUAUCCUGCCGCGGUGGUUGAUGCUCAAAUUUGCUGGGAUGAAGCUCAAGGCUAUCAGAGCGGACAUGGCAGCGAAGGCGAAAAGUAGCUGA